CAUGUGAAUUGGACCUGGUAUAAAAAUUCAUGCCAGGAACACAGUUUUGCCUAUAGUUGGCAUAAGUUGUGGAAGCUUUGGAGGAAGUGUAGCCUGAAAGGCGUUACAAGCAAAAAAUGUUUGUUCUGUUUUAAGGAAUUCAUGAACAAGUGGCUAGUAUUGCUUUUCCUGUUCCGUAAAAAAAUAACUUCAAGUCCUGAAGAAAGAACAAGAUCUCAGUGAAGCUCUGAACUGGGAGGAGAAAACUUUGGCAUUGUAGGAUUAAUAUCAUAAAAAGACAUUUAGUCCAGGAGCAGGCUCAAGUGGGUGGCAGUCCUGAGGGAUUUCAGCAAGUGUGCUCUCCAGUACAGCAGGGCCAAGGAGAAGGCUGUCUCCCAGCAGUACAGCCACAGACAUUGGCCCAUGGUCAGCAGCCUUAGGGGGUAGGUGCAGAGCAUAUCCAGCAGCAGAAUCAAACAGUGCAAGGAGGCAUGGCCCUAAACAUGAAACCACAACAAGUGGACAAGGGGCGGGAGGCCCUGGAAGUGACUGUACAGGUGAGGCUUCAGAAAUUGGGCGAGGGAUGGGAAGCUCCAGAGAUGACAGUACAGGUACAGCCUCAGAAGCUGAGCCCACAGUGGGAGAUGCCAGAUGUGACUGUACAGUUGCAGUUAGAGCAGCAGGGCAAAGAAACAGCUCUCCCGCAAGUUACUGUGCAGGUACAGCCAAAGGUGCAGAGACGAGGAGGAACUGAUCUCAAGGUCACUGUACAGAUGCACUUUGGCUGUGAGCCGAAAAAGGUGAGCUGUAUGCAGGACCAAGGUGAGGAAAUAUUAGAGAACGGAGAGCAGCAGACACUAAAUGAAAAUCAAGGAGAUUCAAUAGCAAGAUCUGAAGGCAAGAGAGAACUGGCUGUGAUGGAGUUGGUUCCACAGGGAGCUCAUAGCCAAAAGCAGGAUCAAGAAGGAAAGGUGUUAAAAUUCCAGCAUGGACAAAGCCAAGAAGAUGGGAGAGAAGAAGUAACGGAGAUGCAGGCUGAAAACAAAGCAGGCCUGCACGUUGAGGUGACAGAUCAGCUAUAUGAUCAAAACCAAAAGGAGGAAGAGCUGAAAGCAGACCUAUCACUGCAGCAGGAAAGUCAAAGAGAUACAAAGAUGGAACAGGGCCAAGGUGAUGGCCAAGAAGGCCCCAAAGGGGUGACUGAAGAUCAACAAGAAGGCCAGGAGCAAGUGCUUAGGAAGCGCCCACGAGAGACUCCAAAUUACUUUGUCUCUAUACCAAUAACAAAUGACCAGAUUUUGGAUAGAAUUGAAGAUGUCCAAGAGCUCAUAUUCACAAAGGAGCCUGACUUGUUGAGAGCUUUUAUUCCUGUUCAGACUAUGCACCUAACUGUAGUUGUUGCUCAUCUGGGAACAGAAGAAGAAGUAAAAAAGGCUGUUUUGGCACUGAAGCAAAGCAAGACCAAAGUGGAAGCCAUUUUGCAGGGUAAAGACCUUAUUAUGACAUUUCACGGGAUUGGACAGUUUAACAAUCAAGUGAUAUAUGUGAAAAUGUCAGAGGAAAAUCGGAAAAUGCUCUGCAGAAUUGCAGAAGCUGUGGAAAACUCUUUUAAUGAAAUGAAUCUCGACAUUUCAGGGAGCAAGGAUUUCAAACCACAUCUCACUUUUUUAAAGCUCUCCAAGGCACCAAGACUGAAAAGAAAGGGAUUCAGAAAAAUUUGUUUGGAUCUGUACAAAGAAUAUGAAGACAGUUACUUUGGCACAGAGGUCUUCAGUCGAAUUGAUCUCUGUGCCAUGCGCAAGAAGAAACAGGAAUCUGGUUACUAUUACUGUGAAUGUUCAAUUCAUGUGGGCUCCAGAGGUGCAGAAGAGAGCAAAGAACAAGGAAUGCAGACAGAAGUUGUGAAAGCAACAACCAGUGAAGCCCCUUCAAGUGCUGCUGGGGCUGAAACAAAAGUGACUGCUGUGAGCUGUAACCAUGCCUUGCAUUCAGUAGUAGCUGGCGAUAAACCAUCUGAAAACAUUGCUGAGGCUUUAAUUGUGAGUGAAGAGAAAGAAAUCAGUGAGAUGAAUGGACAACCUGAAGGCACAGAUGAGACUUCUCUUGCAUCUGAUGAAGUCUGCUCAAAGUUGGUACAUGGCCUGUUGCUGAGUGUGGAAGAAGGACAAGAAAAAGCCAAUAUUAUAGAUGGUAGUCUGCAGGAAACCGAAGCAAUGGAAUCUGCACCUGAUGUGCCAACAAGUUCAGGAUGAAGUUAUUAUAGCUCUUUGGAUCUGGUCCACCUUUGGUGAUGGUGAAGGAAGGCAAGUGGUGUGGCACAGAACUGGGGAAGGAGGUAGGGACAGUGAAUUUUUGACAAGAAAAAGACUUUCUUGGAGACUGACAGAACCAGAAGUAGAAAAAAAGCUCAGAAAAUAUCAUAGAAUACUGUGUCCAAAUGGUGAAAUGCCUGGGUCUAAAGAAAAACAAGCUGCAGGUGUCUAUGUUUGCACCAAAAAGAUAAAUUUGUCUGGAGCAUACAGGGUAAAGCAGAAGCUAUGCACUGAAGCCAAAGCAGAUGUCAGAAACGUGUGUUUCAGAAGCAGAGGUUUCCGCCUUGGUCACAUCUCUUCCCCCUGCCCCUCUGCCUUUACCUUCUCUGUGCUGGCAGCUCCCGGCUCUGCCCUCUCCCAGGAGUGCACACAGCUGCUCUGGGUUAAGCAAGGUUCUGCGCUGUUCCUGUGACAAUCAUGCCUGCAAAUUGUAGGGCUUCAGUUGUUGAUGUGCUUUUGUGAACUAUGUGGUUUAGUUCCACUAGUAGCUACUUAAUGCAAAAAUGUUGUCUGACUUAUGGAAAUGGAUUGUUUUAUUGCACCACAAGAUACUGUAAUACUAAGUAUUUUUCCUUACAGGUGAGCUGUUAAGGACAGGAUGGGUGAUCCAUAAUGAACUAAUUGUGUAAAAAGCCUUGGAGCAGAUGAGGCACCACAGCCUUUCUGUAAAGCUUUCUCUCUUUUCUCCCUCCGAAAUGUCAUGGUCCUGGGACAGAACAAAACAGAACCGCAUUCAUUUCUGACAGGAUGAGAUUAAGGGCUUUGUGCCGCUGCUGGGGCUGAAGCCUUUUUGCUUUUUUUGCAUGUUAUCAUCCGAAGCUGCACAUCCGUGCUGGCGGCUCCCGGGCAUAGCAGGACAGGGCCGGCAGGUGGCACUGCGGGAGAGCGGCGGCACCGGGAGCGGAGGGACAAGCUGCCCUGCUACGUACAUGGGGCUUGGGCAGCUCCGGAGGGGCAAUGGAGGCGGGAAAGGUGGCGAAGAGCCUGGAAAAUGCUGGGCAUCCCGUUCUGCUCUACCCGAUUAUUUAAAAAUGAUGUUGGUUCUUGAAAAGCCUUAUUUUUUCAGGGAAAUAUGUGCAUUGUGAUGGGAGAAGUGUAGUAGUUCUUCAGAAGAAAAGUAUCAGGAAUAUUGUGUUUGGCUUCCAUACAUGGUGCACAGGAAUAUGGCUCUGGGCAGAGCAUCCAGUGUGCACUCUGUUAAACUAACAUUGUGAAAUUAAGCUGUCCAGCUGGUUACUGGCCGUGUGAUCCUGGAUGUGUGCCCUGGUUGUGGGGAACGGAGGGCAGCCAGAUUUGGGGGUUGGUGUUGAGUGGGAGGACAGAGCUGGCUCUGCAUGCAAUAACCGCUUUGUGCUCUGCACUGAGGUUUGGAGCAGUGCUUGGCACAGCAUUUAUUUGUCACUCUGCUGAAGGUUGUGCACUUCUGAAAGCCUGUCCCCCAGUGGUCUUCUAAAUGCAAAUCUGAGAGCGGCUAUUCACCGCUGCUCUGAGGUCUUCAAAAUGCGGCUCAACUGCACAAUGCUAGAGGGAAGGCUUUGAGAUUAAUUUCAGAGAGUAGUUACCAGCAAGGCUCGUAAUUCUCUGCAUCAGCACACUGGGGACAAAACUGUUUUCCAGAAAACUUUGCCAUAAACACUGUUUCCUCAGUGUGUUUAAUGAUUCCCUAAUUGGGCAGAGGAUUGGUAGAGUCAUUCAUCUUGUAAACCUAAGUGGAUUCAAUGGCCUAGGACGGAGCACACUUUACAGUGAGCUGUACUUGUUCUUGUUGAAAAUGUUAAUUAUCUUUUUAUAGACAGAUGGCACUGGAGUGUAGCAAAUGUGUGGUGAACCUGUGUUCAGAAACGUCUGGGUGUUAAAUGCCUACAGAUUCCAAUUUAAGUUUAAUUCUGUUUUAGGAAUUUUGUGAUUCUUGCAGGGUAAUUAAUAUCACUUAUCUUAAGAGUAUAGUAGCCUUGUUUUGGUAUAUUAAGUUAAAGUAAACACUUAAGUUAUAUUGCUACAAUUAAUCUUCAUAAUUUAAAAUAGUGCUUAAAACAAAAUGUCUACCAAAUAC
This is a messenger RNA of Lagopus leucura (white-tailed ptarmigan), 4344 nucleotides long. RefSeq lists its product as uncharacterized. Lineage: Eukaryota; Metazoa; Chordata; Aves; Galliformes; Phasianidae. The transcript is spliced from 6 exons. Gene Ontology annotation, molecular function: protein kinase A regulatory subunit binding. The coding region runs from base 471 to 2231 and encodes 586 amino acids. The record is from RefSeq and is a predicted model, not a curated record. Gene Ontology annotation, cellular component: cytosol.